Armigeres subalbatus is the source of this 3603-nucleotide messenger RNA. RefSeq names its product choline-phosphate cytidylyltransferase B-like. Lineage: Eukaryota; Metazoa; Arthropoda; Insecta; Diptera; Culicidae. Gene Ontology annotation, biological process: CDP-choline pathway. Gene Ontology annotation, molecular function: choline-phosphate cytidylyltransferase activity; phosphatidylcholine binding. The record is from RefSeq and is a predicted model, not a curated record. The transcript has 6 exons. Bases 650 to 2140 code for a protein of 496 amino acids.
GACCGCCACGCCAUCCGCCGAGCUGAAUCAACGUCGCCACUGCGUCAGUUCGGAAGGUAAAGUUGUCAAAAUUCGUCGCGUAUUCGUGACUGCUUCGUCGUUUCUUGUGUUUGGUUUUCGCAGCUGACGGUGCGGUCGCGGGCUGAGCGCAUCAUCGAUCAGAAAAGUGACUUUCUUCGUGAAUAAAAGCGAGAUUAUUCGUUCCAUGUUUGCUCCAAAACGGUUGUUUCUUUGUUGACUGUGAAGUGCAUUUUUGCUUUCAAGUGGCACAAGGUCGAACUUUUCGGAUAGUGAUUUCUAGUUGGAAUUCGUGCGUGUUUCACUGACUUGGUGAGAAGAAAAAGGCGAGGUAUUUGGUGAAAAUUGGUUAUAGUGCGAAAUUGAAACUGCGUGUGGUGGACAAACUGAUUGUCAAGUGAAUCUCAUUGUCGUCGUAUUAACAUACUACUCAAUCACAGGUCACCGCGCGGCUCCAACCUCGAGUAAACGAAUGAUUUGUGGUGCAUUCUGAAUUGCGUCGUAGUUUUGUACUCGUUAUCACACAAUCGCCAUCGUGAUAUCGCAUUAUCCAGAGGGGGAGCAAAACCUUCCUCUCAGUCAACAAGCAGUCCCAAAUCAAACAAUCAAGCUGGCUUCUGUAUCGCUGCCAAUGGAGGAACAGGAUCAGCAAACCGCCACGAACGGCACCGGUAGUGGAAGAGUAUCUCGAAAAAGGCCGCGCGAGGCGACAAUCGUUCCCAUCGAACGUCCCACUGAAUCCAUCUCGAUCGAUAUUCCGUCGGAUGAGCCACUAACGAAUGGAACCGAUAAUGGUGAUAUUGCACCCACCGCUAGCACCAGCACCAGCAACAGCAACGGCGUGACACAGAAGCGUUUCAGCAGCAUCCGCAUCGACGACGAUGGGAUGGAGACGGGCAGCGGUGAUAAUUGUUGGCCACCCAAUCAGGACAGCGUCCGGAAUGGGCACGUGAACUUUGACAUAGCGUCUUCUUCGUCAUCAGCGGAAUUGAAACCAUUGAAUGGGCCCGCCGUGUCGCUAUCUAACUAUUCCAAACAGUUGGGAAGUGGAGUUGAACAUAGUCCACCAGUUACAAUCUGCAAACCGGCCCCCUUCUCCGACGAACUGGAUGCCGUGGCCGAGCGGGACCGAUGCGACUACACCCAGAAAGUUACCUACCAGAUGGCCAGAUCCGAUACCGCACCGCGGAGGAUUCGUGUCUACGCCGACGGUAUCUACGAUCUGUUCCACCAGGGCCACGCCCGGCAGUUGAUGCAGGCCAAGAAUGUGUUUCGCAACGUGUAUCUAAUUGUUGGCGUGUGCAGCGAUGAGCUAACCCACAGCCGGAAGGGCCGCACCGUCAUGAACGACGACGAACGCUACGAAGCGGUCCGGCACUGUCGCUACGUGGAUGAGAUUGUUCGCGACGCGCCCUGGGAGCUAGACGACGAGUUCCUCGAGAAGCACAAAAUCGAUUUCGUGGCCCACGACGAGAUCCCGUACAGCUCGGACGAUUGCAACGAUGUGUACGCCAACAUCAAAGCUCGCGGAAUGUUCGUGGCGACCGAGCGAACGGAAGGCGUCAGCACAUCGGACAUUGUGGCCCGGAUCGUUAAGGACUACGAUAUGUACGUGCGCCGGAACCUGGCCCGCGGGUACACCGCCAAAGAGCUGAACGUGUCGUUCCUGUCCGAGAAGAAGUUCCGUUUCCAGAACAAAAUGGACGAACUGAAGGACAAGGUCAAGAAGGGCAAAGGUGACAUCAUCAGCAAGUGGGAGGAAAAAUCAACGGACAUCAUCCGGACGUUCCUGCUGAUGUUCGGUAAGGACAGUCGAAUCUCAACCUUCUUGUCCGAUUCGCGGAAGAAGCUCACAUCGGCAUUGAGCCCGCCCGGAAGUCCGCACGGUGGCAGCACAUGCAGUUUAAACGAGUACGGAGAUGAGGACGGCGAUAGUCCUGACUCAGUGCUCGAUUCGCCACCUAUGAAGCGCUCGAACCUGCUGAGAUCUGGAUUCAACUUGGAGAGGAAUGCCCUCUCGGAGACCGAGGACGAUGAGGAAGAGGAGGACGAGUUUGUGGAUUCACGUUCGCGACCCGCAUCCAACUACAGCUUGGCGGCGAUAGCUAACGGUCAGCACUAGAGGCAUUAAGGGUGUGUGCAAAUGACUGAGACGAGACUUUUUUGGGCUGUUUGGGACGUUCGCUUUUGGCCUCAGCGCAAAUCUCAGUGUUGGCGUUGCUUUAUGUGAGUGAAACCAGACUCGAUAUGUAACCGAUUAGGUAAAGAAUGCAGACGUGGAAGUUUUAGCAGGAACGACUGUACUGCAGAAGGCUUGUGUGAAUGGGUGCAAGUAUGCGUAGCUAAAUUUCCUGCAUAUUUUAUUACAUAUUUAUUUAGUUAUAAUCGAUAAAUUAGAGAAGGUUUUGUUUCUCCUAUUCAAUAGUAUGUGCAGAUUUUCUUAAGUUGCAAUCAUUUACUGUUACACCAUUUUUAUUUUCCCUCAAUCAUUGAUUCAUCCGAGCUUCUAGAGUUAAAUUAUUUAAAAGUAAACGAAUAUUUGGCUUACUUUUCGGAGAGUGGUCUAUUUAUCACAGUGUCAGAGAGUGAUUAAUUUAUCACAGUAAGGCUACUGAAUGGUUUGAAUGACUCCUUUUCUACGUUAGCUAGCUCAGAAACGUUACAGUGCCGAUUUGAUUCCGACGAAAGGCUGUUUUGUCUGAUGAGUAUAUUACACGAAAAAUUGUUUGCCGAACAAGAAAUGGUAUGCGACUUGGUGGCAACGGAACAACAGCAGGCGAAUAUUUUCCAAAACGACUUUGAGCAUUACAUUCCAGUGAAGUUUUGAUCGUGAAUCUGUAAUCCUAGAACAAAAUGACAUUCAAAUUAAACUUUCUUCUCGUAAGCAAUCUAAUGUUAUUAAAACUCAAAGAACAAUGCCUAGAAACUAGCCUUUUCUCUAUCUACAGCAUUGCAAAUACAUAUUUCAUUCAUCUACUGAUGCUUAUCAAUGUACAUUUUCCAAUUUUCCGGUUGAUAGCUUUUUGUGAGAGUUGCCUUUUGAACUAUUAGGACGAGUACCAUUACCUACAAUCUAGUUUAGAGCAUAUGGACAAUACUGCUUCGAGCAUCCAACCGGAUUUCCAAAGAUCGUCAAAGAUUUUCAUGAAAAGAAAGCGUAGUUUGGGCACAGACAACAGAGCGCAAUAUAUUGCAUACCUACUAAUAGUUAACGCGCACUUAGUGCUAUUUAUUGGAAUGGUCAAUACUUUUUCGGUAGUGCUGCUGGGGAAUGCUUGUCGGCUAUCUGAGGAUAUGAUUUGUAAUAGUUAUCUAAAGUUAGUAUGUAAGUGAGCUUGCGUUUGGAUGUUCCAGCCGACGGGACAAAUGAGAGACAGAUUUACCUAAAUGCGUAUGAUGGAACCUACCUAAUUGUAUUGUAUUGGCGCAACAUGAUUCGCCGGUGUUUAGACGCUACCAGUAGACAGUAGUGGAUUGUUUGCAUUGGAACCAUUUAUUAACGAAUUCACCAAAUUAAAACAGAAGAAAACAAAAAUGCAAAGAUAACCUUUGAAUAAAUCAUUGAUAGUAAACAUGUUAUACACA